UCUUACUGAAUAUGCAGUCAGAUACUGUUGAUGAUCCAUCUUCUCUCUCCUCAAUUAAUACGUGUAUAUGGCUACUAUGAUGAUGAACUGAUGAUCAACUGAUCUAAUCAAGAAACCGCGAAUCUGAUCUCUUACGAUAAGGUGCGAACACAAGGAAUUCGAAUCUCCGGCGUAGCUGUUUUUUUGUAGAAUAUUUGGAUCUCUAGGUUGAUUUAGGGUUUCAUGUUUGCUGAAUGAUGAUCCAUGCUCUUUCUCUCCUUCAUAUGGCCACUGUGAUGAUGAACUGAUGAUCAACUGAUCUAAUCAAGAAACCGCGAAUCUGAUCUCUUACGAGAAGUUGUGAAGACAAGGAAUUCGAAUCUUCGGCGUAGCUGUUUUUUGUAGAAUAUUUGGAUCUCUCGGUUGAUUUAGGGUUUGGUGUUUGCUGAAUGUUGAUAAGGUGUAACUGUAUUAAUUAUUAGCUUAGUUCGUUUGUAUUUGGAGAUUUGAGAGGAGUAUGGAGAAGUAUGAGCUUGUGAAGGAUAUAGGAGCAGGGAAUUUUGGUGUGGCGAGGUUGAUGAGGAAUAAGGAAACUAAAGAGCUUGUAGCUAUGAAAUACAUCGAAAGAGGGAAUAAGAUUGAUGAGAAUGUUGCUAGGGAGAUCAUAAAUCAUAGAUCAUUGCGACAUCCUAACAUUAUUCGGUUCAAAGAGGUUGUUUUGACCCCAACUCAUCUUGCUAUUGUAAUGGAAUAUGCUGCUGGUGGUGAACUCUUUGAACGUAUCUGUACUGCAGGGCGAUUCAGUGAAGAUGAGGCUAGAUACUUUUUCCAGCAACUUAUCUCAGGAGUCAGCUAUUGUCAUUCUCUGCAAAUAUGCCACAGAGAUUUAAAGCUAGAGAAUACCCUUUUAGAUGGAAGCCCCGCCCCUCGCCUUAAAAUUUGCGACUUUGGUUACUCGAAGUCAUCUUUACUGCAUUCAAGACCCAAGUCCACUGUUGGCACUCCUGCAUAUAUUGCCCCAGAAGUUCUAUCUCGGAGAGAAUAUGAUGGCAAGUUAGCUGAUGUCUGGUCCUGUGGGGUGACUCUUUAUGUUAUGCUUGUUGGGGCAUACCCUUUUGAAGAUCAACAAGACCCGAGAAAUUUCAGGAAAACCAUUCAGCGGAUAAUGGCUAUUCAAUACAAGAUUCCAGAUUAUGUACAUGUCUCCCAAGAUUGUAGGCACCUCCUUUCUCGGAUAUUUGUCGCUAAUCCAUUGAGGAGGAUCAGUAUCGAGGAAAUCAAACGCCACCCUUGGUUUCUGAAGAACCUACCAAGAGAGUUAACUGAAGCAAAUCAGGCAAUGUAUUAUAGAAGAGAAAACCCUACAUAUUCCCUCCAGAGUGUGGAGGAGAUCAUGAAAAUAGUGGAAGAGGCCAAGAUUCCACCUCCAGUUUCGCGUUCGAUUGGAGGCUUCGGGUGGGGAAUCGAGGAAGAUGACGAUGGCGAAGAUGAUCCAGAGGAGGAGGAGGAAGAAGAUGACGACGAUGAAGAAGAUGAGUAUGAUAAGAGGGUCAAGGAGGUUCAUGCAAGUGGGGAAUUUCACAAUUUACUCCAAUAGAAAUUCUAAGUUGAUUAAAUUAUUGUUCAAUAUUGAGUGUGAGUGUCAUUUGGUUGUUA
This is a messenger RNA of Impatiens glandulifera, 1635 nucleotides long. RefSeq names its product serine/threonine-protein kinase SRK2A-like. Gene Ontology annotation, molecular function: ATP binding; protein serine/threonine kinase activity. The transcript has 11 exons. Bases 497 to 1576 code for a protein of 359 amino acids. Gene Ontology annotation, biological process: intracellular signal transduction; protein phosphorylation. Lineage: Eukaryota; Viridiplantae; Streptophyta; Magnoliopsida; Ericales; Balsaminaceae. The record is from RefSeq and is a predicted model, not a curated record.